This is a messenger RNA of Homalodisca vitripennis (glassy-winged sharpshooter), 4312 nucleotides long. It is a transcript of the gene wdb, whose product is annotated as serine/threonine-protein phosphatase 2A 56 kDa regulatory subunit epsilon isoform. The transcript has 10 exons. Gene Ontology annotation, molecular function: protein phosphatase activator activity. Gene Ontology annotation, biological process: signal transduction; protein dephosphorylation. Lineage: Eukaryota; Metazoa; Arthropoda; Insecta; Hemiptera; Cicadellidae. The record is from RefSeq and is a predicted model, not a curated record. The coding region runs from base 1010 to 2407 and encodes 465 amino acids. Gene Ontology annotation, cellular component: protein phosphatase type 2A complex; nucleus; cytosol.
CAUUGGGAGAUUUUACGAGAAACUAUUUUCAGCACAGGGUAUAGUCUAGAGCUCGGUAUCUUGUGAUUUGUGAUAUUAUUUUGUUGUGAAGUGAAAUAUUUAGUUUUGGGUUAUUGCCGGUGGAAUUUCCAACUUCGUGAAGUGGAAUAUCCGCUUUGAACUAUGUAUAAAGUGCAGUGGUUAUUGUGAUGAAUAUCUGUGAAAGCGGCAAGAGUGGUGUAUAAUGGAGGAAGGCAGAGCAGCACUCCCUUCUCGUGUUUGAGUUUCAAUUAAUCCUAUUAUGAUCAACUUAUUUUCGUAUAGUUCGGCUAUUUAUAAUUUGGAGGUUCCCAUUUUAAAUUAAAGCAUAAUUUGAUAUACUUAAAAUUGAUGUUAGGUGUCUGAAGAUUCGUUGAAGCUAAUGUAACUUAGUUAAGUCACCGGUGCAAAGGAGCAUAAUUGUCAAGAGCAUAGUCUAAAUCUGUCCUUGCAGCUAAUAAACCUAAUUUCAAAUGAUAGUAGGUCGUUGUUUGCCAUACAUUUUCUGGUUCAUUUUAGAAUUUUGAAGUAAGGUCUUGAGGCUAAAAACUUUUUAAUCCAAAUUUAUUGGAUUGAUUUUAAAAUUGUAGGUGUACAAAAAUUGUCACCAACAUAAAAUAAAAAGGCUAUGCCUGAGACAUAAUAGACAUUGUCAAAAUCAAUUAAUCGUAAAACAUAAAAAAAAUUAGUGGGCCUGGAGGCUUUUAGGAAUUAAGAUCUAGUCUAAUCUGGAAUAAGCUUGGUCUGAUAUAUAGUGAUUAGGCCUAUUAAAGGACAGUUUACUUUACUAUCUGGUCCUUUUAAAAAUGACUCAUUUUAUUAUCGAGAACAUUAUUAUUUAAUACGCAGUGAAGUGUAUAUAUAAAUAUAUAUAUAUGUAUAGUGGGUUUAUGUGUUGAUUAUCAAGAGAACAGUACUAUUGGCUAUUAACCUGUUAAUCCUAGAUGAAAACAAGAUUAAUAAGCACGGGUAGGUUGUAAAAAGCGCCACCAUGUCUUCUGGCACUUUUGUGGAUAGAAUAGACCCAUUUGCAAAACGUUCCGUAAAAAAGAAGUCUAAAAAGUCCCAAGGAUCUUCAAGAUAUCGCAAUGCAGCUGAUGCGGAACUCCAACCACUUCCUCUUCUUAAAGAAGUGCCGUCAUCGGAGCAGGAGGAGCUGUUUAUCCGCAAGUUACGCCAAUGCUGCGUGGCGUUUGACUUCAUGGACCCCAUGGCCGACUUGAAGGGCAAGGAAAUCAAGCGCGGCACACUCAAUGAGCUGGUAGAGUACGUGUCCACCGGUCGGGGCGUGCUCACUGAGCCUGUCUACCCGGAAAUCAUCAAAAUGAUUUCUGCCAAUUUGUUUCGCACUCUACCUCCGAGUGAGAAUCCAGACUUUGACCCAGAGGAAGACGACCCAACGUUAGAAGCGUCGUGGCCUCAUUUAACGCUUGUAUACGAGUUAUUCCUCAGAUUCCUGGAAUCUGCAGACUUUCAACCUACGAUUGGAAAGAAAGUAAUAGACCAAAAAUUUGUGUUACAACUCUUAGAUUUGUUUGAUAGUGAAGAUCCAAGGGAAAGGGACUUCCUUAAGACUGUUUUACAUCGGAUAUAUGGCAAGUUCCUUGGCCUUCGAGCUUUCAUCAGAAAACAAAUCAACAAUAUAUUUUUAAGGUUUGUUUAUGAGACAGAACACUUCAAUGGUGUUGGAGAGUUGUUGGAAAUUUUAGGAAGUAUUAUAAAUGGAUUUGCGCUGCCCCUGAAGUCAGAACACAAGCAGUUCCUGGUAAAAGUGCUGAUCCCGCUACACAAGGUCAAGUGUCUGUCUCUGUACCACGCCCAGCUGGCCUACUGCGUGGUGCAGUUUCUCGAGAAAGAUGCCAGUCUUACCGAGCCAGUCGUCAAGGGGCUGCUCAAGUACUGGCCCAAGACGUGUAGUCAAAAAGAGGUCAUGUUCCUGGGCGAAAUUGAGGAAAUCUUAGAUGUUAUUGAACCAUCUCAGUUCAUUAAAAUUCAAGAACCUCUUUUUCGGCAAAUAGCAAGAUGUGUGUCUAGUCCUCAUUUUCAGGUGGCAGAGCGGGCUCUGUACUUCUGGAACAACGAGUACAUCAUGAGUCUGAUGGAGGAGAAUAAUCAGGUGAUCAUGCCUAUAAUGUUCCCUGCACUCUACCGGAUCAGCAAGGAACACUGGAACCAGACCAUUGUUGCGCUCGUCUACAACGUUCUCAAAACCUUCAUGGAAAUGAAUAGCAAGCUCUUCGAUGACCUCACCGCUAGCUACAAGGCUGAACGCCAGAAAGAGAAGAAACGAGAAAAGGAACGUGAUGAACUUUGGAAAAAACUGUCAGAACUUGAAGUGUCCACAAACAAGGUGAAACAGAACAAAGAUUUGUCGGUACAAAAAAAGUGAUACGAAACUGUGUACAUAUAACUGGCUGCCACUCAGUUCGACAUGUGAGGAUCAAGCACAAAGCUAUGACUUCUCAGUGCGCUACAAAUAUUUAAAUACCGUAUAUUUAUAAAUAUAUAUAUAUAUAUUGCCAUAAUCAGGUGGGACUGAACAGACGGAGACCGUCCGACUUUCUUUUCAUUGUACCUGUGGACGAGUGCAACAAGUAUUAUUGUUACAAUGUGUUAAACCCUUUCACUUGCUUUUAACAGGCCGGUUCGCUUUAUUUUACUUCACAUAAUUUUAGUAAUUUUGGUUGUUAGCAGAUCUAGGAGGGGGGUCUGUCUUGAACGAUGUUAUAUUUUUAUAUAAAUGGGUGAUGUUUGCGGACAAGUGUGGAAGGAUUGGCUACCUGAUGGAAGCGUAUUGUUAACUAGUCUGUUAGCGGACAGAUAAGGUUGUGGUGUUAAAUUACACGUGUUUCUGUGUUAAAAUUAAAUCAGUUUAUGCUCUGACCCAGACACUUGCAUCUUAUAGCUGAUAAAGUAAACUGCUAGUUAUUAUUAAACUGCUCUUUUUUUCAUAAUGUUUUGUUAUGAACUAGUGAAUAAUAAAUGAGUGACAGUGUUACCUAUCUCGUUAUAGGGAAAUGGAUUUUAUAUACAAUAAUUACCAAUUGUAGUUAUCGCUAAUUUAAAGAAAAUCAAUAAAAAUUAUUUAUUUAAGCCAAAUGCAUACUGUGGUAAAAAAUCAAAAGAUAUUGAAAUAUUUAUCUCGUACCCAAGGUGCUGACCGCAAAUCUAAUCUUAAUCCGCUGUUUUAACACUAUGUUUUUAUUUUAUGUGCUAUUGCAAUAUUUUGAGUUAAUAUCGGUCAAAGUACAAUUCCAAACCUGACUUUACAUUUCAGUUUAGGUUACUUUUUCUUGUUACUGUUCUUUGCAAUUUAUGUGAUAAAGACUCACAUUAAAAAAAUCUUCCUAUAUUAUUUAUGUCGUUUGUAUUUCCUUUUUGUGUCCAUUUUGGUGAACUAAUGUAUGUACUUCUUUGUAUAUGAUAUUGUUUAAAGUGUAGAUAGUAUUACCGCUCAUGUUUAAAAAGUUGUUGCUAAUAAAUAGUUGUAUUUUAUCAGUGCCAACUUUUAAAUAAAAAUGUUGAGAAUAAAACCAUUAAAUCAGGAGUUAAUGUAAAAUUAAAAGAAGAUUAUAUAAAGAAAUUAUGUUAUUUUUCAUUAUUUUGUACAUUGUCUGACCCAUAUUUGAGCACUACCUGCAUAUAUGGUGUAGAUUCAAUCUUUUUUGGCUCAUCCAAUGAGUAACAGAAAAUACAUUCAUAUUUAUUUGUUACGGUUGUUCCUUUAUUUUUAAGCAUUCCCAAUACUCAAUCUCCCCAAUAGUGGGUGAGUGGAUUUUUUUGUUGAAGUAUUAGAAUUUUAAAUGUAAUUCUUACCAGUUAAAUAAUUUUUUAUUUAGUUUUUGACAAAUCAUGACUUGGAGUGUUGUUCAGUGAUUACCCAAGUAAAAUAGGUUAAUUGUGUUCAUGUUAUAAUGUGUUGGACUAAUUUAUUUGAGUUUUGAAUGAUAUUUUUUAAUUCUUAUUCAGCUAUGCAGAUGUGUAUCUUGAUGGAAAUUUUAUUUCAGCAAUAAUAAAAUAAGUUAAAUGCUACAAAAUGGAUUACUUGAAGGAAAAAUGUUAAAAUUUGGGGAAAAUGUCAAAUUAAGUAAAAAAAUAAUCGUAAAAAUCUAUUAAAUCCUAAGCAUAUAAUGUGUAACCCAGAAAUGGGACAAUAUUGAUUUUUAACAAAUUAUUUGUAAAUUAUAUGCUUGAUUUCAUUUCCAAGAAAGUUUAGGAAUUGUAAUAGGAUUUUGGGGACUGUGGGUAGUAACUAAUUGUUUAGGAUAAAUUUCAAUAAAAUGUUGCAACAAGA